AUGAAAUCAGCAAAACAAUUGGUGAUAUAAGGAAUGACGUCAAACAAUCUCAAUACGACCAGUCGAAGCUGUCCUCCACUGUGUCGUCUCUGGAGGUGUUCCGAAUGAAUGUUACCGGAAAUAAAUGCGACUUGUCUCGGAGGGUAGCUUUCACUGCUGGAGUGACGUCUAGUAGCACUUCAUGGAACAGUGGUACCUUAGUUUACAAUAAAGUCAUUAACAACGUUGGAGGAGGAUACAACCCGAACAACGGUAUCUUCACCGCACCAGUGGAGAGGAAUUAUGUGUUCUGCGUCACCAUUUAA
Saccostrea cuccullata (small rock oyster) is the source of this 305-nucleotide messenger RNA. RefSeq names its product EMILIN-2-like. NCBI's taxonomy places the organism in Eukaryota, Metazoa, Mollusca, Bivalvia, Ostreida, Ostreidae. The record is from RefSeq and is a predicted model, not a curated record. The transcript is spliced from 2 exons. The annotation marks the transcript as partial. Gene Ontology annotation, molecular function: protein binding.